Molecule: messenger RNA, 3500 nt
Organism: Brienomyrus brachyistius
Lineage: Eukaryota; Metazoa; Chordata; Actinopteri; Osteoglossiformes; Mormyridae
Product: regulator of G-protein signaling 9-like
Exons: 17
Coding region: 165-1646 (493 amino acids)
Biological process (GO): G protein-coupled receptor signaling pathway; regulation of G protein-coupled receptor signaling pathway; intracellular signal transduction
Source: RefSeq, a predicted model, not a curated record
GUUGUCUUCAUAUCUCAAGCUUCUCCCGAUAAUUUCAGGUGGCGCGUUAGGAUAAGGCGCGUGCACCAUAAGCGGGCAUCGUUGUCAAAACCUCCUGCGAAAUCAUUUUCAGCGUUUUUAACCAGCUUUUUAUUAAAGGGACACCUGCAUAACAGGCGGCAAGCAUGACAAUCAGAAACGUACGAGAUCACGGUCAACGUUAUCGACCACGGAUGGCUUGUCUAAAAAAGAUGGAGGCUCUGGUGGUGGAGAUGCAGGAUCCCAAAAGUGGGGUUAAGUCCCAGACUCAGAGGCUGGUCAUUACUACCAUCCCACAUGCCAUCACUGGGGAAGACAUUGUGGCAUGGGUAGCCAACCGGUUUAACAUCGAUGCGCGAGAGGCUCAGUCUAUAGGAACACUGAUGGUGGCAUUUGGCUACGUAUACCCCCUGCAGGAUCACAAGAGACUCAUCAUUAAAGCUGACACCUCGCUUUAUCGCUUUCAGACGCCGUAUUUUUGGCCUGCCCAGCAGUGGCCAGCAGAAGACACAGACUAUGCAAUCUACUUAGCAAAGAGAAACAUUCGCAAGAAAGGCGUACUGGAAUUACAUGAGCAGGAACACUAUAACAACCUUCACAAAUGGAUGAACCACAAGUGGGAUUUCAUUGUGAUGCAGGCAAAGGAGCAGUACAGGGCAGGGAAGGAAAGGAAGAAGCCAGACCGUGUGGUGUUCGACUGUCAGGAGAGGGCCUACUGGGUGGUGCACCGACCACCACCUGGCACCAUCAGCGCGAUAGACUAUGGCCUAGAUCGUCUCACUGACCCCAGUGCUGAUGAGGUAAAGAAGAAAAAGACAAUGGACUACUACAGAAGAAUUGUCAUCUUCACUCAACAAUGCAUCAUGCGGUCAAGGGUCAAGUCAUCAGUGUCUCUCGGAGCGAUCGUAAAGUACAUAACCACAUGUAAAAACCAUGACCCCUUCCUGGCGACGUGCCUCCCCAGCAACCCGUGGUUAACUGAUGACACCACCUACUGGGAACUCAACAUGCCCAACGUGGAGAUUCCCACGAAGAUGAGAGUAGAGCGCUGGACGUUUGGCUUCCGGGAGCUGCUGAGUGACCCUCGGGGCCGGGCUGAUUUCCGCCUCUUUCUGAAGAAGGAGUUCAGCGGUGAAAACCUGGCAUUCUGGGAAACGUGUGAGGACCUGAAGUGGGGAGCCGCAGCGACAAUGAAGGAGAAAGCCCAGCAGAUAUACAAAACUUUUCUGGCCCCCGGAGCACCGCGCUGGAUCAACAUCGAUGGCAAGACCAUGGAUAUCACUGUGAAGGGACUGGUCCACCCGCAUCGCUACGUGCUGGACGCCGCCCAGACCCACAUCUACAUGCUCAUGAAGAAGGACUCUUUCGGACGCUACAUGAAGUCUACUGUUUUCAAGGAGACACAGAAAAAGGCGAUAUCUCCUGAGGAACACAGAUUCAGUGAUGCACAGCUGGAGCAGAACGCCAAAAAGCGCAAGCCCAACCUCAGCCCCAUCGUGCUGCGGCAGUGGGAGGAAGAGGAGAAGGCGCGGCUGGCCGCCAGCGGGCCCAUGGACAUCACGCAGGUCAUGAGCAAGCUGGACAAACGCAACAUGCUGAAGGAGGGGCAGAAAAAGGCAGAACCAUGACAGCAGAGAGGGGAUAGCAAGUGGAAGGCUGUGAAAAACACCGUUUACUUUCUCAGCAUUUAUUUCACCUGCUCUUAUGGGCAUAUAUAAAAUAAACUGUGAAACUUGUUUAUUAUAUCAAUUUUGAAAGUAAAAUUAUAAUAUAUUUUUGAUAUUCAUUAUUUAAACUAUAACACUGCAUUUUAUCGGAAUAUUUUCUAAGCCUAAACUUGCUAUACCUCUAUCACGUUGUUUUAUGUUAACUGUGAAAUAACUAGGCUGUUUGAGUGUUUUGCUUAUACAGUACCGUAAAAUCAUUGUUGAUUACAUUAGGCGCUUCACCACCGCAGGAACCUUUUCAGGAAACAGGAACAUCUGUCGCGUUCCCACCACAGGAACUCGGCCGAUUGUAGUUCUUCGGAGGUGGUUCCUGAAUCUCAGUCCCUACUCCGGAGUAGGUAGUUACCGCUUCACCAAGAACUAGUGGGUGUGGUUUAUAUAAACUUUGCUGAUUGGUUAAAUUACGUGGAAGUGCGGGGAAAGUAAUAGAGCAAAACUCGAGCAUUGGAAUUAUUUCCUGUAUCUAAAAAAAUACUUUCCUCUUGUGUGACUGUCAUAUCUCUGUAUCGGAAAAUUCGAUCUGUAACUGACAUACUUCUGUCUAAUAUCGCUGGUGUUAAAUUGAAGCUACAAGCUUUUCGCGUCUCCAAGCUAAUUUCAUGCUAAGUUCACAGUUCCUGUUGUGCGGUGGGAAAGGGCCAAUUAGCGUUUUUUUCCGAAUGCUGACCGUCCCUGUGCUGCCUGAUAGGUUUACUCUGCUGAAUGAAUUCUUGGUUGGCAUGUGAUGGAGUUAUUUGAGGCGUAAAUAAGAUCAUAACUUCAGAAGAGCAACAUUUAAUACAUUCACCUCACAUAUAUUUACAACGCCCACACAUUAUUGUUUUGCACAAAAGUAUCAACCUCUUACAAUCAAGCUCAACCCAAUGAACGUAGUCAUCCUCAUAACUGACUCAUUCCACGUAAUCGGUAGUUUUUAUUUGUCAUCCAUUUCAGCUUCCCUGUGUCUUUCUCCGUGUCUCAUAGUGAUUCCUCGUUGGCAUGGAAUACAUCUGUGUAAUUUUCGGCUGAUCAUAUCAUGUUAUUUUCACCGGAUUUCAGCCAUCCUUGUCCUUUUGCUGAACUGUGUGCUGUAUAUGAAAAACUGAGAUCACCUCAUUGUCAUCACUGCUUCAUUGUCCUUUCUUGCUGGAUUAUUUUUGCCCACGGAUGUUUACAUAACGUUUAAUUAAAUAAAGUCCACGCAUUAAUCAUUAUCAUUUCCUGUGUGUCUCCAUGUGUAUUUCCUGUUUGUAGUCUGAAUCGUACAUAUUUACACACACACCUACACACACGGUUUUGUAAUUAUAUCUAUAUAUACUAUAUGUAGGGACUCUCCAUUCAUAUCUAUAGGGAAAACGUUAUCUUCGUCCACUUCUCCAUUUAGCCUAAACUACCUUAAAUCCGACAAAUUAUCCUGCUAACCCUAAAUCCAGCUUCAUGAAUUCAGGCCCCAGAACAUUAGAUAGGCUAAUAGUGCUUCUUAAGUACAGUAUGUGUGUAUUUCAGCGCAGAUUAACGUCCUUCCGGGAGAGGUUAGAGAGGUUAGACCGGGAUGCUAUAUAACUUUAAACGUGGAAACAAGCUUAACGUGGCUUAAUGUCCCAAAAUAACAAAACUACUUUUUCUCACACUUCACUAAUAAUAAAUACAUUCUAUUGCCAAAUGCACGAAACUGUAAUGUGAAUACACAUAAAAUCCAAGUUAAGCAAUUUCCUUUCAGAGAACCCUAUUACAAGGCUGUAAGCGCCCACUGCUGACUUGCGUGCUGUGCCUCCG